GGCACACUGCAGGUUGUUCCCGACGUUUGUGAGCUCUGUUUGCACCGACCUAAAAUGUUUUCCAACAGUAAUUUGCAUAAAUCCAACAGAAAAAUAACUGAUGUGGAUACAAAACGUUUUGUGGAGGGUUUUCAACUCUGUGAUGUGGACAAAAAAGGUUACUUGAGCAGAGAGGACAUGAAGAUGGCUGUUGUCAUGCUGUUUGGAUACAAGCCAUCAAAGUCUGAGACAAAUCUCUUAAUGACCAACUACACUUCCACAAACUUGCCAGGGGUCCCUCUGGAGCCCUUUGUGACUCUCAUGGGGAGGAAGUUGUCUGUGGAGGAUCACUUUGAGAAGACAAGGCGGAUCUUCAACGCGUUUGAUGCUCAGUGUCGUGGCUUUCUGAAGCUGGAUGACUUCAAGCGUGCGUUCAAACUCGUGGCUCCACGACUGCCAGAGAGGACUGUGCUGGAGGCUUUUCGACAUGUGGACAAGGACUCGGACGGCUUUGUGAGCUUCAAGGACUUUGAAAAUGUCAUCAGCUACGGGCAGGCAAACAGCUGAGGCGUCGCAGGCCUGACUCUGAGCCAGCAGAGACGACCAUCGCACCACAACAAUCACUGCUAGUGGACUCUCGGGCCAUCGCACCACAACUGCCAUCGCUAGUGGGCUCGCUAGUGGACAGUGCUGAUGUUUCCAUCGCCUUUCUUCCCUAUCGCUGCAUACACGUAAAUGGGAGAGAGAUGUAAGUGUCCCGAGUGCUCCGACUCCCGGGGCACGAUGAUGACCUCUGAUGUGUUUAUCGAUCCCGUCGCGUCGGACUCCUGGAAUGUAAUGGAGACACUUGCGUGGCCAUUGUGUUGCCGCCUCACAAACUGCAUUAAGCCCAGACGCAAUCUGCCCCCGUCUCAUCUCGUGAGCCGAGGGGAGAAAAGAGGCCGUGUUCUCGUGUCUCUUCCGCUCUGUGAUGCAUUUCAGGCUGUUCUCUCCAGACCGCGUUUACGGGGGGACCUUUGUGGUGUGUCUGCUUUUUUCGUCGCUUGAAACCCAUUAAGCGUCACGUCGAGCCUUGAUGUCUUUUAAUCCCCGCGACUAAAUCCACUUCCACAAGAAAAACCAACUGCCAGUGCACGGCAACAGAAAAAAAAAUACCCAAUAGUGAACAAUAGUAAUCAGAUUGGGCGUUUUAAUGAGUUUCUCUAGGUGGAAAACGGGCAGGUAUAGAUUCGCACUGAACAGCAUGAGAAACAUGGACUUCCGGGGGAUUUUCUGUGGGUCUUCUUGUUGCACAUGAUUACGGAACUGUAAAUACUUGUUUGUGUUUUGAGAGAUUUGCUGCACUCCCGUUGGAAUAAAGAUUAAUUUGUUUUUGUAAUCAG
Alosa alosa (allis shad) is the source of this 1361-nucleotide messenger RNA. RefSeq names its product EF-hand calcium binding domain 11 (gene efcab11). Bases 55 to 546 code for a protein of 163 amino acids. Gene Ontology annotation, molecular function: calcium ion binding. Gene Ontology annotation, cellular component: cytoplasm. The record is from RefSeq and is a predicted model, not a curated record. Lineage: Eukaryota; Metazoa; Chordata; Actinopteri; Clupeiformes; Clupeidae. The transcript is spliced from 6 exons.